Molecule: messenger RNA, 153 nt
Organism: Prorocentrum cordatum
Lineage: Eukaryota; Dinophyceae; Prorocentrales; Prorocentraceae
Source: the annotation of a GenBank genome assembly
GUGAAGAUUGAGGACAUCGACUUCGAGGCAGUCCAGGAGUGCUCGGACAAGAACUUCCUCAAACGGUAUAUAAAGAUCCUGGAAGAGGAUGGAGGCUAUUUCCAAGAGCUGCUGAAAGCCUGCAAGGACAAGCUGCUGGAGGUGGCCCCCAAG